Papilio polytes (common Mormon) is the source of this 717-nucleotide messenger RNA. It is a transcript of the gene fuss, whose product is annotated as SKI family transcriptional corepressor 1 homolog-B-like. Gene Ontology annotation, molecular function: RNA polymerase II cis-regulatory region sequence-specific DNA binding; SMAD binding; DNA-binding transcription factor activity, RNA polymerase II-specific. The coding region runs from base 1 to 717 and encodes 238 amino acids. The transcript has 4 exons. NCBI's taxonomy places the organism in Eukaryota, Metazoa, Arthropoda, Insecta, Lepidoptera, Papilionidae. The record is from RefSeq and is a predicted model, not a curated record. Gene Ontology annotation, biological process: negative regulation of BMP signaling pathway; negative regulation of transcription by RNA polymerase II. Gene Ontology annotation, cellular component: transcription regulator complex; nucleus.
AUGGAGGCUACAAAUCUGGCUCUACCUCCACGAGAGUCUCUCAAGUCCCGAUCGGAUAAGGCUUUACAAUUAAACGCUAAACCGAACCAGGUGGGAACAGUACUACUAUACGGCGUACCGAUCGUCUCCUUAGUGAUCGAGGGUGUGGAGAGACUCUGUCUCGCGCAGAUCUCCAACACGCUACUCAAACAGUUCUCGUACAACGAGAUUCACAACCGUCGCGUCGCACUCGGUAUUACAUGCGUGCAGUGCACUCCAGUACAGCUGGAGAUACUGCGCCGAGCUGGUGCUAUGCCAGUGUCAUCACGACGAUGUGGAAUGAUAACACGGCGCGAGGCGGAACGUCUCUGCAAAUCAUUUCUGGGGGAUAACGCUCCACCAAGGUUACCAGAUGACUUCGCGUUUGCUGUCCACCAUGAAUGUGCUUGGGGCUGUAGAGGUGCUUUUCUACCCGCCAGAUACAAUUCGUCGCGUGCUAAAUGCAUCAAGUGCGCCUACUGCGGACUGUUCUUCUCUCCCAACAAGUUCAUCUUUCACUCGCAUCGCGUGGGCCCUGGAGAUAAGUAUGUCCAGCCUGACGCUGCUAACUUCAACUCCUGGCGUCGACAUAUGAAGCUUAGUGGAAGCCCGCCCGAUGAAGUGGUCCACGCAUGGGAAGAUGUGAAAGCGAUGUUCAACGGUGGGACUCGGAAGAGAAUGUUAUCCGCGGCUAGGUAA